AUAUUGAUAUUGAUAUUGAUAUUGAUAUUGGUAUUGAUAUUGAUAUUGAUCUUGAUAAUGAUAAUGAUAUUGAUAUUGAUAUUGAUAUUGAUAUUGAUAUUGAUAUUGGUAUUGAUAUUGAUAUCGAUAUUGAUAUUGAUAUUGAUAUUGAUAUUGAAAAUGAUAUUGAUAUUGACAUUGAUAUUGAUAUUGAUAAUGAUAUUGAUAUUGAUAUUGAUGUCGGUAUUGAUAUUGAUAUUGAUAUUAAUAUUGAUAUUGAUAUUGAUAUUGAUAUUGAUAUUGAUAUUGAUAUUGAUAUUGAUAUUAAUAUUGAUAUUGAUAUUGAUAAUAGUAUUGACAUUGAUAUUGAUAUUGAUAAUGAAAACGAUGUUGAUAUUGAUAUGGAUAUUGAUAUUGAUAUUGAUAUUGAUAUCGAUCUUGAUAUUGAUAUUGAUAUUGAUAUUGAUAUUGAUAUUGAUAUUGAUAUUGAUAUUGAUAUUGAUAUUGAUAUUGAUAUGAUAUUGAUAUUGAUAUUGAUAUUGAUAAUGAUAUUGAUA
This is a messenger RNA of Sphaeroforma arctica JP610, 536 nucleotides long. RefSeq lists its product as hypothetical. The annotation marks the transcript as partial. The transcript has a single exon. NCBI's taxonomy places the organism in Eukaryota, Ichthyosporea, Ichthyophonida. The record is from RefSeq and is a predicted model, not a curated record.